Messenger RNA from Molossus molossus (Pallas's mastiff bat), 4037 nucleotides. It is a transcript of the gene TGFA, whose product is annotated as transforming growth factor alpha. The transcript has 6 exons. The coding region runs from base 15 to 497 and encodes 160 amino acids. The record is from RefSeq and is a predicted model, not a curated record. Gene Ontology annotation, biological process: epidermal growth factor receptor signaling pathway; positive regulation of cell population proliferation; positive regulation of mitotic nuclear division. Lineage: Eukaryota; Metazoa; Chordata; Mammalia; Chiroptera; Molossidae.
CCGCCGCCCGUAAAAUGGUCACCUCGGCCGGACAGCUCGCCCUGUUUGCGCUGGGUCUUCUGUUGGCUGUGUGUCAGGCCCUGGAGAACUCGACAUCCGCCCUGAGUGCAAAUCCACCCAUGGCCGCCGCUGUGGUGUCCUAUUUUAAUGACUGCCCGGAUUCCCACAGUCAGUUCUGCUUCCAUGGAACCUGCAGGUUUUUGGUGCAGGAGGACAAGCCAGCAUGUGUCUGCCAUUCUGGGUAUGUCGGAGCGCGCUGUGAGCACGCGGACCUCCUGGCCGUGGUGGCCGCCAGCCAGAAGAAGCAGGCCAUCACCGCCUUAGUGGUGGUUUCCGUCGUGGCCCUGGCUGGCCUCAUCAUCACGUGUGUGCUGAUACACUGCUGCCAGGUCCGAAAACACUGUGAGUGGUGCCGGGCCCUCAUCUGCCGACACGAGAAGCCCAGUGCCCUCCUGAAAGGAAGGACCGCUUGCUGCCACUCAGAAACAGUGGUCUGAAGAGCCUCGAGGAGUUGGGCCAGGUGGACCGCGGCAGCCUGAUGAAGAAAGGACGGCUUCGGGACGGCCAGCAAGGGAUGCCUGGGGCGUGCCGGCAGACCUCCCUCCCCUGCCGGGGAGCACCCGCGCGGCCUCUGUCUUCUGUGGGCCUUCCUUCAAAACUCUGUCAGGAACUCUGUCUGCUUAGGGUUAUUCAGUGUGACCUAGAAAAGAAAUUGGUGGAUCACCAAUUUCUGGUCAAGACAGAACUACAAGGGGCGGACUUCCCGUUUACCUGUAUAAAGUGUGUGCGUCAGUCAGCGUCAGUCCAGGUGUAGUUGUCUUCUACUGUUCACGGAGGCCGGGCUGUGUUUCUUUCAAUGGGCCCACAACAGCAUGCAUCCGGCCCAACACUGGAGAUUCUGUCGUCGUUUCAGUGUUUUCUCAUCCACUUGCCGGGGAAGAAGGUGGAGAAAGGGGAACUGCUUGUUGUUAUGUGAGGCCGCCACGUUAAAGAAGAGCCGUGUCUGUUCUCUGUCCACGAGACCCUCAACCAGCCCAGCGUCUUCCAGAGACACGCAGUGCUGAGGACCUUCCCAAGUCGCCACCACCCUUGGAGAUAAUUUCUUAUUUAUUAGCUGGAUGAUAGUUUUCUUUUUAAUCUCUUAAGUCCAUGUAAAAAGCAUAAAACUUUUUUAGACUUCUACAUUAAUGAUGGAUGUAUUGCUGGCUGCAAAGUUAUACUGAUUAAAAAUGGCCUCUUUGGGACAGCUAAGGCUUUGGAAAAGCCACCCAGCAGGGUCAGAGAUGGAAGCAGAGGUUGAGCUGCUGAUGGAGCAAAGAUUGGAGUUCAGACGCUGUGCCAUUUAAGACACAAAGCAGGUAAAUGCCCCCAGAUACAUUCUGGUGGAAAAGUUAAGCCAAUCCAGCAGCAUAGACUUGUCACCUCUGCCAGGGGAGAGAGAAGGAAAGUGCCUGUGUGUGUGUCUACACGGGUUAAACACAAUACUUGCUACCCUGCUCCAUGAUUAAACAUAUUAACUUCCCAGUGGGCCCUCUGAGAGCCACGGCAUUUGGGGCCACACCCAUGAAAGGGGGAUUGGUUGUUUGUUUUCCAUUUUGUCACUUGGUCGAUUUGUUACUUCAUUUGUAAAAGGAGAAAUUUAAGUUUCCUGUUUAUUGUCAAGCAUAAGGAAAAAUGUGCCAGUAAUUUUUUGUUUUUCAUUUGGGAUGCUGGUUUUAUUAACAAAAACCCUAACAAGUCAUCUCCACCAUGAGGGUCUCGCCUGCCCAUCAGAGACGGGAGGACUAGUUCUCCUGGGCAUUAGGGUACAUUCUGACCCACUGGCCUGCCCGUGGGAAGCAUUGCUUCCCUCCACUAAACAGAGGGGAGCUCAUCCCUAGGAAUUUUCAUUAAAAUUUGGGAACAGAAUAGCAAUGAAAUAAUAUAUAAACUCCUUAUGUGAGGGAUGUCUCCUUCACUGAUAUUUGGAAAAAUGAAAGAUUUCUACCUAUUUAACCCUUCAGUGCACUGAACUCCUCACAUCGUGAAAGUAACCUUUACUAUAUGUCAAGUUGGCUUGAAAUUUCUACCAGUUAACGUUGUCCUCUAAUUCUUCCCCAGUCUGUCUAUUUCAAUGAAAGUUCUCUCCCUUUCUUACAGCUGAGACAAUUAUAUGACCCGUGUCUUAACUUCGGCACUUUUAUUGAACCAUGACACACCCGAAGCACUGAGAGCAGAAAUGGGACCUGGUCACCAGUUGGCCCCCUAACCAUGUCCUUGACACCGCUCCCAGGUUUUAAUUACAAAAGGAAAUGGGUUUAAGUUUACAUUCCUUGGGCCAGUCCUAUAACAACAGAUAUGUGGGCUGAGGCUGAUGUGUGUAGCCUCUCGCUCAGGGACCAGGCCAGCUGAUGCCGACUUACAGACCCUGUGCCCUCACCUCCUUCGGCCUCUGACGUCUGAGAUUCCAGUGCAGAGAGACUAAUGAAGGAGGAGCAGUGUCACUUGUUAGCUUGAGGUCCCAUUUUUCCUUUAGGACAAUCUUUCCUCGGUCUUUUAGAGACUCUGAGGUCUGAUUGCCUUUAAAGAGUAUGGAGUGAUGUGAAAUGUUUGUGGGCUUUCUUCACCUAAUGAACGGAAGGAUCAGUGUCCAGCCUUGAGGCUUCCUUUGCAGAGCUGUGAGAAGACCCGGAUGGAAGCAGAGGGAACCUUCUUGGUUCCCUGUGGGGCCUUGGGGUUUAGUGUCUGUGAAGCUCUGGUCCUGGGGUCCAACAAGUCGCAGCUGCCAGCGCCCCCUUCCUCGUGCCCGCACAGCCCUGCAGUGAACAGGCUGGACUGUGGGCUCCCUAGACGUGCCCCUCGGUCGGUCCUCUGUAAACCAGGUCUGAAAAGAGUUGGAAGCAGAGUCUGGGGUGAAGGCAGGCCGGGUCAGAUCUCUGUCCACACCCAGGAUAUGACACAGCCUUGCUUCAUUAGUGAUUUCUAGAAAUCAGAUGGCCAACAAGCUUUGGAUUGCUAAGCCAUUUUAUGGCAUUAAUACUUCUUUGGUUAAUUGUAAAAUGCCCCCCUUUCAGGAUGCAAAUGCACCUUCUACUCUAAUCCAUCUCUGCCGGUUCCUUGUGUUUCCUUGCUUUUUAGAAAGUCAAGUGUUCACGAUGGUUAGGGAAUCAUUCCCAAGACCUGCCUGAUGGGUAGCCAGCCACACACCUGGGAGUGGGGAGCACCACUGUUUUCGAUGCCUAUCUCAGGAGAAAUGAAAAGACUCCCCAUUUUUUAAAAGGGAAGAGGUGCUUCCACAUCUUUUGUGGUGCCUGCUGUACCAGCCAUGACUUCUUCAAGCAUGCUGGCAAGAAACAUUGGCAAGAAACAUUGUCUAGAUGAAAGGCAUACAGCAGCCGAUCCUGAUCUGGAAAACACAUCUGCACACAUGUGGACAAUGCAAGAUAUGAGCUUGCCAUUCUAUUCCAGCAGAGGAGGUAGGCAGAAUCCCCCAAGUCUAUUUUCCUGAGAAAGGAGGAGGAGGUGGGGUUGACACCCCCCUCCACCCCACUUUAGUGAGAAAGGGGAAGGUUCAGUUCUAGAGCUUCUUGGGGGACUAUUCUUUGCAAGUAAAAAAAAGUGGCAUCUCUAGCUAGGUCUUCCAGGGCCAGGUUGUCUCAGUACACGUGGGCCACUGGUUACUUUUCCAGGCAUUUUGGCAGGAAUAGGUCAACCAGGCUCCAACACUGCUUAGGAGACCCUGACCCCUUAGUAGGAUCUGGGCUUUGAUUUCUUCGAACCUGCUCAGUUAAAGGGGUGAGGGGAUGAUUCAAAAGCCCAGGACCAUGGGGGACAUCACAGAAACAGACGAACAGCUAUGUUUGCUCUUAAUGUGCUAACACAAGACCUAUUCUCUGUAGCCACUGAUUUUACUGGGCUCUCUGAAAAUCUAGUGGUAAGCACACACACACAGGACUGAAAAACGACCCCUCUUUCAAUGUAAUAAUUGAAUGAAGUGUUCAACUUUUCAUUAUCUUUAUUAUAACAAACCUGAUGCUUUUUUUUUUAGAACUUGUUAC